This is a messenger RNA of Megalops cyprinoides (Indo-Pacific tarpon), 4040 nucleotides long. Its product is annotated as contactin-associated protein-like 5. The transcript has 24 exons. The coding region runs from base 82 to 3999 and encodes 1305 amino acids. Lineage: Eukaryota; Metazoa; Chordata; Actinopteri; Elopiformes; Megalopidae. The record is from RefSeq and is a predicted model, not a curated record.
UUUGGAGACAUAAAUCCUGGAAAUAUUUUCUUACACACUGAGGAUAUUACGCAGUCCGGAUAGCCCAUCUGAGGCGAAGAGAUGGAAUCGCAAAUCCAGUCCUGGUCCUGUGUCUUCAGCAUCAUUGUGCUGAGUUUAUGUAGUACUGUACUGGCAGCUAACACUUAUAAUUGCGAUGACCCGUUGGUGUCGGUGCUUCCCGAUUCAUCCUUUGAGAGCUCUUCAGCAUUAUCAGACAGUCAUUCCCCACGCUUUGCCAAACUCAACAGAAGAGACGGAGGGGGAGGAUGGGCCCCGCAGCAGACAGACAGGCACCAGUGGCUGCAGGUGGACCUGCGGGACAGGAUGGAGGUCACGGCCAUCGCCACGCAGGGACGCUACGGUAGCUCUGACUGGGUGACCGGCUACCUGCUGCUGUUCAGCGACACAGGUCGGGCAUGGAAGCAGUACAUACAGGAGGAGGGCAUAUCGACAUUCUCGGGGAACGCGAAUACAGACGGUGUGGCCCACCACCGGUUCCCCCACUCCAUCAGAACCCGCUUCCUGCGCUUCGUCCCCCAGGAGUGGAGCCCCAGCGGCGGGGUGGGGCUCAGAGUGGAGGUGUAUGGCUGCGCAUACAAAUCUGAUGUGGCAGACUUUGAUGGAAGGAGCUCCCUGCUGUACCGAUUCAACCAGAAGUCCAUGAGCACGGUGAAGGACGUGAUCUCGCUCAAGUUCAAGAGCCAGCAGGGGGAGGGGGUGCUGGUGCACGGGGAGGGCCAGAGAGGGGAUUACAUCACUCUGGAGCUCCACAGGGGCAGGCUGGCCCUGCACCUCAACUUGGACGAUGCCAAGCCCCACUCCAGCAGCAGCCAGGUGUCAGUGACUCUGGGCAGCCUGCUGGAUGACCAGCACUGGCACUCUGUCCUCAUCGAGCGCUUCAACAAGCAGGUCAACUUCACAGUGGACAGGCACACACAGCAUUUCCGUACAAAGGGUGACGGGGACUCCCUGGAGGUGGACUAUGAGCUCAGCUUUGGAGGAAUCCCCCUGCCUGGUAAACCAGGGACCUUCCUCAGGAAGAACUUCCAUGGGUGCAUUGAAAACCUGUACUACAACGGAGUCAACAUCAUUGACCUUGCCAAGCGACGCAAGCCCCAGAUCUAUAGUGUGGGCAACGUGACCUUCUCCUGCUCGGAGCCCCAGCUUGUGCCCACCACCUUCCUGAACUCCAGCAGCAGCUUCCUGUUACUACCGUCGGAGGCUGCAGCGGAGGGCCUGUCUGUGCGCUUCCAGUUCCGCACCUGGAACCCAGACGGGCUGCUGCUUUCUACUGGGCUGGCCCAGGAUCCUGAGCACCUGGUGCUGCAGAUCAGCAAAGGCCAGCUGCAGCUCAGCCACUACAGAUCAGCCCUGCAGAAAUCAGAGAUAUCCACCAGUCACAACAUUAACGAUGGACUGUGGCACUCGGUGAGUCUCGGUACGCGAGGACUGCAGGUCUCUUUGACUCUGGACAGUAUGCCAGCUGCAACUAUGGAGCUGGGAGAACAUAUUGACUCAGGCAACAGCUUCUUCUUCGGAGGUUGCCCCAUGGCCUUGAGCGACCCAGGCUGCAUGAACCCUACCUUAGCCUUCCAGGGGUGCAUGCGACUAAUUUUCAUCAACAACCAGCCAAUGAAUCUGCUCCAUGUACAGAAAGGCCUGCUGGGUAACUACAGUGAGCUUCAGUUUGACAUCUGUGGCAUCCGUGACAGAUGUCUGCCCAACUUCUGUGAGCACGGAGGGCAAUGCUCCCAGUCGUGGAACACCUUCUACUGUGACUGCUCUGGGACUGGGUACACUGGAGCCACUUGUCACAACUCUAUCUAUGAACCUUCAUGCGAAGCGUAUAGGCAGACUGGGGGCUCCUCAGGAUACUUCUCCAUUGAUCCAGAUGGGAGCGGACCACUCAGCUCAACACUGGUGUUCUGCAACAUGACAGAGGACAGAGUGUGGACAGUGGUCCCCCACAGCAACACUGAACCGGUCAGGGUGCAAGGCUCCUCACAGCAGAGGCCCUACAUCAUGCGAUUCAAUUACAGCGCCUCACCUGAACAGCUGCGCACACUGGUGGCUGGAUCCGAACAAUGCCAACAGGAAGUGGUCUACCACUGCAGGAAGUCCCGCCUUUUUAACACCUGGGACGGGAUGCCCUUGUCCUGGUGGACGGACAGAGACGGGGAGAGGCGUACAUACUGGGGAGGGUUCCUGCCUGGGGUGCAGCAGUGCUCCUGCAGCCUGGACGAGAACUGCAUCGACAUGAACUACUUCUGCAACUGUGAUGCAGACAGGGACUCUUGGGCGAAUGACACAGGGAUCCUUUCCUUCAAAGAUCACUUGCCUGUGAGCGAAAUAGCAAUUGGAGACACAAACAGAACUGGGUCAGAAGCUGUCUUCAGAAUUGGAUCCCUGCGCUGUUAUGGGGACAGAUUUUUGUGGAAUGCAGCCUCCUUCUAUCAGGAGUCCUCUUACCUCCACUUCCCCACCUUCCAGGCAGAGCUCAGCGCUGACAUCUCCUUCUAUUUCAAAACUACUGCAUCCUCGGGAGUCUUCCUGGAGAACCUGGGCGCUAAGGACUUCAUACGUUUGGAGCUGAGCUCCCCAUCGGAUUUGACGUUCACCUUUGAUGUGGGGAAUGGGCCGGUUACCUUGGUAGUGAAGUCCCACGCCCCCCUCAAUGACAAGCAGUGGCACUACGUGCGGGCAGAGCGCAACAUCAAGGAGGCCUUGCUACAGGUGGACCAGCUGCCCCUGCGUUUUGUAGAGAUCCCGCCUGAUGGACACUUCCGCAUGCAGCUCAACAGCCAGCUGUUUGUAGGAGGAACGGCGUCCAGGGGGAGGGGUUUCCUGGGCUGCAUCCGGGCGCUGAACAUGAACGGGCUCACCCUGGACUUGGAGGAGCGGGCGAAAAUGACGCCUGGGGUGAGCUCCGGCUGCCCGGGCCACUGCAGCAGCUAUAACAACCUCUGCCACAACCGAGGGAGGUGCAUCGAAAAGCGCCACGGCUACGUAUGUGACUGCACCCUCUCUGCCUAUGGCGGGCCCAACUGCAAGAAAGAGGUGUCUGUGUCCUUUGAGAGCGGGUCCUCUGUCACCUACACAUUCCGGGAGCCUUUCUCAGUCAUCGGCAACAAAAGCAUCCAGUCCUCUUCCAUCUACGCUGAGAAAAGCAAGUCCCGGGAAAACAUCGCCUUCAGCUUCCUCACCACGCACGCCCCCGCCAUGCUACUCACUGUCAAGACUUACUACCAGCAGUACAUGGCCAUCAUCCUGACGCACAAUGGGACUUUGCAGAUCUGGUACCGGCUCAACAAGGAGAAGAGUCCAGAUGUUUUCACCCCAGCUACCCCCAGCCUGGCUAAUGGGCAGCUCCACUGGGUCCGAAUUCACCAUGAGGGGAAAGAUAUGUAUAUCCAGAUGAACAAGGACAUACAUCUAAAAUACAGACUGUCAUCUGACAUAGAGUUAAAUGCCAUUAGGUCGCUGACUUUGGGCAAAAUAACAGGAAGUGAGGAAAUGGAUGAAGAAGUUAUGCAGGCGGGUUCCAAGGGCUUCAUUGGCUGCCUGUCCUCGGUCCAGUUCAAUCAGGUGGCUCCGUUGAAAGCAGCACUGUUUAAUCGUGACAGCUCGUUGGUCAGCGUGCAAGGUCAUCUGGUGGAGUCCAGCUGCGCAGCAUCAACCGACAUCACCACUUCGCACUCCCUCUCAGAUCAUUCAGAGAAAGCUGACAGAGGCAAGGAGACAGUGCAGAAUGCAGAGCAGAAUGAUUCAGCAGUAAUUGGAGGCGUGACUGCAGCAGUCGUCUUCAUCGGCCUCUGCAUGGCGGCAGUCAUGACUCGCUUUCUGUACCAGCACCGUCAAGCGCAGCAGACGGACAGCAUCAAAGAGAAGGGUCACAGGCGCAGCCUGGAACAAACCUACGGCGCGGAGCUGGACUUCCAGAGCUCAGUGCAGGACAACAGGAAGGAGUAUUUCAUCUGACCGCCAGGCCCCCGUUGCGCUGGCAACACCAGCUCCCAGCC